Molecule: messenger RNA, 4383 nt
Organism: Anopheles darlingi
Lineage: Eukaryota; Metazoa; Arthropoda; Insecta; Diptera; Culicidae
Product: neurogenic locus notch homolog protein 1-like
Exons: 4
Coding region: 1-4383 (1460 amino acids)
Source: RefSeq, a predicted model, not a curated record
AUGGUUUAUGGUCGCGACGAUCGCGAGUGGCGCGGUAACGUUAACGCAUGGCCAACGGUUAACGGUCAAGCGGCCGGCGUUCCCUAUGGUACGACGAGUGGACUGGCAGCAACCGUCGGUGGUAGCACGUCGGCAGCGCUGGGCACAAUAGGAAGCAUCAUCUGUCCGGCCGGUAGCCAGCUGCAGAACAAUCAGUGCGUUCAGCGGAUCAUGUACUGUGGCCAGGGUUACAAUUUGGUCGGCAACAACUGUAUCGGAGCUUCGGUCUGUCCGGCUGGUUUUCUCCUCCAGAACGGUCUCUGUGUACCGACCGGAUGUUCCACGGCCGCCUGUAACAUUCCCGCGUGCUUUAAGCAGGAAUCGAAAAGCGCCGAAAUGCGCCAGAUUGAUUCGAACCGCGUCGAACCACCGACCUGCCCGACCGGUUACGAUCUCAACAACGAGGAAUGUCUGCAGCACAGUGAGGCAGAACCACGGUGUACCGAGGGAAGACGCCAGGAGAACUGGUGCGUCGUUCCGGCCGACUGUCGCUAUCCGUUUACGCUCGAUGCGUACGGUCGGUGUGUCUCCAAUUCGACCGUCGCGGCACGUUGCCCCCCCGAAAGCCGUAUGGUCGGUGGUCUCUGUCAGUACAGUGCACCGGAGUGCCCAUCGGGCUAUCGACUGGAUCAGGGUGUAUGCGUACAGCGGGAUGUGGUCGCCUUGCGCUGCGAACAGGGUGGCCGACCGGCGAACGGUGUCUGUAUCGUGGCACAACCGAGAUGCCCGACCGGGUACCAGCUCGUCGGUACGCAGUGUGUCCAGGAGCAGCGUACCCGGGCACGCUGCCCACCCGGAUCGCACCAACGGGACGAUGUGUGCGUCGUGAAGGAUCUCGAAUGUCAACCGGGUUAUCAGCGCCGCAAUGGUGUGUGUGUGCGGACGGAGAAGCAACCGGCUACGUGUCCCACCGGUUCCCGUCUCAACGGUGACGUGUGCGUCGCGAACCAGGAAGUGUGCCCACGGGACUACAACUUCGCCUACAUGCAGUGCGUCCGGUACGUGCAGCGUGAGGCGAACUGUCCCCGUGGCUUUAGCCUCGUGAGCGGUGAGUGUGUGGCGCGGGAUGGCGCCUCCUGUGAUGCCGGGUUCGCCCUGCGCGAUGAGGAGUGUGUGCGUGAGAUCGAAGGACGAUACUCGUGCCCGACCGGUAGUAGCCUAUCGAUCGAUGGCCAUUGCGUCGUAUCGGAAGCGAAGUGUGACGCAGGCUUUGACCUACGCGAUGGUGUCUGUGUGCAGCAGCAGAUCGAACAGCCACGGUGUCCCUUCGGUUCCCAGUACCGGGCGGGCCAGUGUGUGUAUCAGGUUGCCAGCUGUCCACCGGGAUCCUCGCAGAACGAUGAGGGCUGCACGUGGGCCGAAAAGGAACCACCGUCCUGUGCCGUUCCGUUCCAGUACCGGUACGGUUACUGUUUGGCCAAACCAAGCUGUGAACCGGGAUUCAGCUACAACCAAACGGAAGGUGUGUGCACCCGUGUGACGACGUCGGCCGUUUCCUGCCCCAGCGGUACCUACCAGGAGAGUGAUCGUUGUGUGUCACGCGAUGGUCUCGUCUGUAUGGAGGGUUACACACUGCGGGGAGGGCAGUGUGUGAUGCGGCUUAUCUCGUCACCGGUCUGUCCACCCGGUGCUACACUGUACAACGAUCGGUGUCUGUCCCGUACCGCGGCUCAAUGCCGCCCCGGUGGGGUCGCCAUGAACGGUAUGUGCGAGGUACAGGAAACCGCAUACCCGGUGUGUCCGCACGGUUAUGUUUAUUCCAAUGGACAGUGUAUCGGUAUGGCACCUGUUGCACCGGCACCGGUAUCACCGUGUCUCUCCGGUGGCUAUGGAGGAAUGUGUAGUAGUCCUUGCGUCGGAACGGCACUCUGCGGUGCGCCUUGUGUUGCGGGAUGUGCUGCCGCUCAAACGGCGGCCAUCGCGCAAGCUCCGGCGGCAUCGACGGUUCAGGUGGCAGCUCACUGUCCGGCAGGGUACAGUAUGGCGUCGGGUCUUUGCACACGCCGCUACCUCAUCCCUCUGCAGUGUCCUUACGGGUUCGUUCUCGAAGGUAGCGAUUGCGUCCGGUACCAUGGUAUGGUGUGCAGUGCGGAUAGCAUUCUGGAGGGUGGCAAAUGUGUACGGUUGCAGACUCGUCAGGCGGCAUGCCGGUCCGGUUUCCUCUACCAGGAUGGUCGCUGUGUCUACCAGGCACCGACCUGUCCGGCCGGGUAUCGUAAUGUGGCUGGCAGUUGCAUCACGAUCCAGGAACGGCCCGCUCAGUGUCCACCUGGAAGCACCAAACAGCGUGGAUUCUGUGUUGGGGUCGUCUCCUGCCCCACCGGGUACCUGCUGAAGGGGGAUCUUUGUCAUCGGGAGAAGCACACACCGAUCGACUGUCCGUCUGGGUUCGUGUAUGUCAAUCAGCAAUGCGUCAGCCAGGCCCGGUGUCGCGAUGGUUUCCGGUUCGAGCAGAACCAGUGCGUCAUGACGACGCAACGUCCGGUUAGCUGUGCGUCGCCGGCCAGACAGGUCCAGAACUGGUGUGUUCUUGGCGGUCAAAGCUGCGAGCCGGGUUACGAGCUGCGGGAUGAGCAACGGUGUGUCCGGACCGAGUACCGGGCCAUCGUUUGUCCGGGCAACAGUCGCCUACGGGGUGGUGUGUGCGUGUCGAGCCAAUCACCGACGUGCGAUACCGGGUUCAGUCUGUCCGGUGAUCAGUGCAUAAUGCUGGACAAGCGACCGACCCAGUGUCCACCGGAUUUCAUUAUCAGCGGCCAGCAGUGCGUCUCGCGGCGUAUCAUUUGUGCGCCCGGUUUCGAGCAGCGUGGAACCGAGUGUAUCCGGGAGCAUCGGAUCCAGCUGGACUGUCCGCCGAAUACGAAUCAGCGCAACGGUUACUGCGUCACCGGUACACCGCAGUGCGAGCUGGGCUACAAGAUGGUCGGUAUGGAGUGCAUCCAGGAGAGCUACCGAUCGGUCGAGUGUCCAUCGGAUACGAUCCUUUCCGGUGGACAGUGCGCCAGGAGUGCCACCUGUCCGCCCGACUAUCGGAACGAUGGCAAUGAGUGCGUGAAGCAGCGCUCGAUGCAGUUGGCUUGCCAGCGCGGUAACCUGGUAGGUGGACAGUGUGUCGCCGGUGGCCCGAACUGUCCGGCGGAGUACGAGCUAAGGCGUAGCACGUGCGUACGGCGGGAAACCACGGAACCAAGCUGCCCACCGCAGGCCACACUCCAGGGCCAUCAGUGUGUGGUCGGACAUCCGGAGUGUUACGAGGAUUUCCGCUACUCGAACGGUCGCUGCACGAAGGUAUCGCGGGUACAGGCCCGAUGCCAGAGCACGACGGCCCAACUGAAGGAUGGUCUGUGUAUGUCGGUUAUUAAGACGACCAGCCUCUACUGUUCAUCCGGUUACACGCUGCAGGGUAGCAUGUGUAUGCGUACCCUCUACACCCAGGCCAGCUGCUUCACACCGUACAGUCCACCUGCAACGGUGGUGAAUGUUCCGGUACAGUAUCAAGCACAAACUGCGGGAACAACGGUCACUGGUACUGCUAUAGGCAUUACGACGUACCCGGCAGUACAAACGAUUGUCGGUGAAACCGUACUAUCCGGUUUUACGGCACCUACUGCUACCGUCACCUUCCCCAGUACGCCAGUGGAGACUCAAACGGAGGACGAGUUUGCGGCAUUCUUUGCCGAAGCGGCCUCCUUCGAUGCGCCCUCCGAGGCGUACUAUGCACCGUACUACGGAUCAUCAGACACAACCAGUCGGAGCAUUGUCACUACGGCGACUACGGCGUCUACUGCUAGCACGAGCACCACGACUACUACGACCACGACCACCACCACGCCCUUACCCUUUUUCGCUGCCUUGCCAUCGUUCGGCGAGCGAAUGCGGGCACCGGAAGUGGCGCAACAAACCCGAUUGAAGCGAUGCACCGUCUAUGGGCCGCGGGUCUGCGAGGAUGCGGAUGAGUCAGAGAAUUGGGCGUGCGAGCAGCGCGAGUUCUCGGCCGUUGCCUCUACGUUCUGUAGCUCGGAGGAUGACAUCGUUAGGCUGAAGGUGGACGAGCAUGUGAUCUACAACAGUACCAUCAUAAUUAUGGCCCAACGGCCCGACGACUACCCGGUCGAUGAAGAAGAGGAAACGGAAGAUUACAAUGGAACGGACUAUAAUGACAACAAUGAGGAUGAUGCUUCCUACAACUGUGGCAACUGUUCGGAUGGUAGCUUCAAGUGUUCAAAGCAAUGCUUCACGUACGAUGAUUGUGAUGCCUGUGAAUACAUUUCGUUCAGCGAGUUCUGCAAGGGUACGGGCGUGGGCGAGACGGAGCUUCAGCAGCUGUGCAGCUAUUUGCCGUAA